AGUCCACCAGUACACUUCAAACCUUUGAUAUCAGAUAAUUAGUCAAUAAUUAUUGGAAAAUAUACACUCUUCAGAUCUAUUAAACUACAUUUAACCCUCGGAAACCAGCAAGGGCUACCAAGUGUGCAGUCUUAGAAAUAUCCUUGGAUAGUGUUUCAGCAAAAUGCUCAUUAGAUGCAUUGUUCUUCUUUUCAUCUGGUUUGCAAGUGCCCAGGACUUGGAACAAGAAUUUGCUGAAAAAGAUCAAGAGAACGCUGCAAUAGGCAAAUCUUGGUCUGAGUUGCAGAAACUUCUCUCAGAACGUCUGAACAAAAAUGAAGAAAAAGGCAUACCUGAAAAUAGUUUGGAGAUCCCUGCUGCUAACUUGGAAGAAAGUGAUUAUCUGAAUAUGCCAAAGCGCAAUAAUCAAGAUUUACAAAAUCUAAACUUAGAACCAGAAAUUGAUCCAGUUGCUUCCAUUCUUGAGGGUAUGGAACAACCCACUAAUCCACCAGCCUUGGACAUCAAUAUAUCAGGGGAAAUUAUUUCCGGAAAUAAUUCAAGGCAUAACGAAAAGCAAGAGGAGGAGGAAAAUAAGGAGAAGUCUAAAAUAAAAGAAUACAUAAAGGAGAUUCAAUACCAUGUUAUCCCUGAAAAUAAACCAAAGUUGGAUAACAUUUUUAAAGAAGAAAAACGUUAUGUAUAUCAUCCAAAAUAUUCUCAUUUGGAAAAUGGGGAUAGAGAUUAUGUGGAAUCUCUCCAUCCAUCUCAGAUUCCAACAGAUAAAGAAGGCAUGCAACAUCAAGAACACCACACCAAAUACCCUGAUAACCAGGCACAAGAACUGAAUGAUAGCAAUGAAAACAAUUACCAUAUUGGUAAACAGAAAGAAAAACUGGUGGACGAUAUUAGAAAUAGAUUAGAGGAAGACAGCCAUGAGAAUUUGCAACAUCAAGACCAUAAUACCAACUACUUUGAUAAUCAGGCACAAGUACCCAAUGGUAGCCAUGAAAACAAUUUCCAUGUUGGUGAACAAAAAGAAAAAAUGAAGGACAAUAUCAGGAAUAGAUUAAAAGAAGACAGCCAUGAGAAUUUAAAGGUACCAGAAUAUCAUCAUCAUUCAAAUAAGUUUUCAAAUAACAAUAAAGCAAGCUCUGAAUGGAAAGAGCGUGGCCAUAAUUCAAAUGAGAAUACUAUUGAGCAUCCUAAAGUUGUUGAGCAUCUUGAAGACAGAAAAGACAUGAAUGAUUACAGGGUUUCUACUCCUCCUGUUAUAUCUCAUUCAGAACUCUCCACACAAGUAACAGAAUUUGAGAUCAAUAUUUCAGAUGAAAUGCUGCCACAAAACAAUCUAGAACACCUUAAAGCUCCAGUAACAAGUCAGCCACUAAAAGAAAAGGAAAAAAUGGAAGAAUACAUCAAAGAGAUUCAGUAUAUUAUUCCUGAAAGUAAAUCAAACCGAGACAAUAAUGCCAAGGAGGAAAAACGAUUUGUUUAUCAUCCAAAAUAUCCAGAAGAUGAAAGAAGUUAUGAAAGAACACUGCCUAUCGCCUAUCAAGAAGCAGAUAAAAAAGACAUGAAUCUUACAGAUGCUUCUGAAAAUGGAAAUGAUGAAGACACAGAUUCCAGUCCAAAUAAUGUGUCUCCACAAUCAAUAAUACCAAAAGAUGUUGCUGAUAUGCUUCAUAAUGAGGACAAGCUUAAGAAUCGUACAUCAAAUAAAAAACCAAAAGAAUUUCACCUUGAUAGUGCAAAUAAAGAAAUUUUGGAAGAUUAUAAAACAAAUACUAAAGAAAGAAUUCAAGAAGAAAUAGAAAAAUCCGAAUUAAUUGAUAAUCAGAGCACUAGUCUCAUGAAGCCCAUCAAAAUUGAAAAUGAGGCCAAGAGAGAUGAUAUAAAACAAGAUAACCAAACAAAUCUUUUACUCCUCUCAAAACAUACAGUAAACAAAUCUGUAAAUGAUGAUAUUAAACUUAUAAAAUCUAUCAAAGAUCAAACUAAUGGUUUAAAAUUAGAAGGACCAGAUUAUUCUAUUAAUGAUGACAAUGAAAAGAUUUUUGAGACCAAGAGCAAAAAUACAAAGAAUACAGAAAGCAUUGAGGAAAUUUUUAGCAAUGAAAAAGAUGACAGUGAUGACAGUAGUGAUAGUGACGAGAAAGAUCUAAAAGAUAGUACCAAAGAUGAAAGCGAUGAAAGUAAUGAAACUGAAAGUGAAGUUGAAGAGGAAGAUGACAAGGUUCCUGUCACUGAAUCUGUCCAAACCACAACAAGGAAGCAGAGAGAAAGUGUAGAAAUUGAUGAUAAAAAUCACUCCACAACUUACACGGAAAUCGUCCAGGGCCAUGACUAUUCUGUAGGCUCUGAGGAAUCGGAAACUGAAGUACUUAAUGUAGACAAACUUAAUGUUUUAGGUCUGCAGACUCCUAGUCCAAAAGAAAUCAGAUACCAUCUACUACAAAACCAUGAAGAGGGGGAUAGUAAUGAAGUGCAGGAUAUGUAUCAAACCAUGCAUAGUUCUAAUCAUGGAGAUGAUAACUCAACUAGCUAUUCCAAAAAAUUAACGAUGUAUGAUGAACUGUACGCAAACUCUUCCCACUUGGCUUGCAUUGACAGAACAGUGGAAGAUGUGAUGCCGUCGCCAGAUGACGAUUCUUUCUCAAGCGAACAUGGUUUAAAUUCAGCCAACUUUGGUUACCUUCUGGAGUACAUUGCAGGAAAUAAUGAUAAAGGUGAGAAGAAAACCCUGGCUUAUCCUGUUCUUAUUCAGGUUACUCCGCACAUAAACGAGACGGUCACAAGAUCAAUCUGCCUGAUUAUUUCACAAUUUAAUGACAGGAUUCCUCCUGAAAUGGAACAUCAUCUUGCCACGAUGGAUUUAGCCAAACCAAAUAAUCCGGAAAUAAGGUUGCGUACAGUUGGGGCGAAGAUCUGGUACGCGAGAAUGUACAGCGGUACAGCUAACGAGUACACGUACAGACAACAAGCUAGAAAUAUUCUAGAUAUUAUUGUGUCUGAUGAUAAUUACCUCGAGGUUGACCUUCACAGCUAUACUAUUGGGAUUAGUAAAGAAAACGAUGAGUUUAGCUAUACUGUUGGAUUCCAGAAACUUGCAAAAAUUAAUUAAAUUGUUUUAAUGUUAAUUUUGAAAUCGGAUAACUAAUAAAGAUGAAGCUAGCAAA
This is a messenger RNA of Eurytemora carolleeae, 3158 nucleotides long. Its product is annotated as protein PFC0760c. The transcript has 10 exons. The coding region runs from base 164 to 3103 and encodes 979 amino acids. NCBI's taxonomy places the organism in Eukaryota, Metazoa, Arthropoda, Copepoda, Calanoida, Temoridae. The record is from RefSeq and is a predicted model, not a curated record.